Molecule: messenger RNA, 1805 nt
Organism: Coregonus sp. 'balchen'
Lineage: Eukaryota; Metazoa; Chordata; Actinopteri; Salmoniformes; Salmonidae
Source: the annotation of a GenBank genome assembly
GGCUGUGCACAUCUCCUGGUGUGGCUGAAUGCGUCCCAGCCUUGCCUACAGCCAGCAGACUCGCUGUGCAGCAAGCUGUCACGUUAUGGACAAGCCAUUUCCAGCAGAGAGGUGUCUCUUCAGCCAGUACAUCAUUGCACAUUUGCUUGGCGCUAAAACAGUGAGUUUGUUUUUUUGAACCAAAGAAUGUGACCUUGCAAAUCAUUUGCAUUUUCACUCUUCUCAGUCUGUGUCCUAGACAUUCAUAGACCCUAACUACGGUUUUGGAAACAUAUGAAACUUAUUUUUCAUAUCAGCAAUAAAUCAUUUUCAAAAAACAAAAGGUUAAAUUACUACACACCUUUAUAAGGUUAGGGUUAGUGUUCCCACACGGCCAUAUCUCCAUGUUACAGCGCUUGUUUACAGAAGACAGACUGAAGACAGAGGCGACCACCUAAUUAGCUAUCUAGUGUGCUCGAACACCUGUGUGUAAGCGUAACUGGGGAGGAAGUGUAGCGGCAGUGUAGUUCGUCGGCUGGAGGCACACAGCCAUAUGGAUCUGUGCAAACCUGCUACAGGAAGUGUAUAUUUUUUAUUUGAAAUAUUAUUUCUCGCUGAUAUGAAAGAUAAGUUCCAUAUGUUUCGAAAACCGUAUCGUAAGUGAUGAUUAUUGACGUUUCUGUGUUGUAGUACACAUGGUUCCCACCGGUAAGCAGUGCUUAUAGCUGAGAACCCUUGGGAUAAGGCAGAAUGCCUUGUUAAUGCAUUGGCUUCUCCAGAGAAAUCUGUGUCCCAAAGAGGGAAUUGUUGCCUUCCAUCUCACUCUCAACCUCUCUCCUCCCAAUUAGAGAGCCUUGGACAGGACAGGCUGGCUGAAUUCCUGACACAUGUACAGACAGAGCAGACAUGGAAGCUCUGUACCAGACGUCUUACCAGGUACAUAUGUUAGGCUUAACAUGUUACUGUCAGUAAAGGUGCACUUGACCUAUUUUUCUGUCUCUGUGGAAGGCUACAAAUUCCAUUGCAUAAUGUAGCCUACAUUUCGUGAACAUGUGAAAUUUGCUGUGUGUUCAGAAUGCCAGUGCAGUAUGUUAUUGAAGAGUGGGAUAUCAGAGAUCUGACAUUGAAGAUGAGACCUCCUGUGUUUAUCCCCCGGCCUGAAACUGAUGUGCGGGAGAGUACACAAACACACACACACAUUCUUUCAUUCUGUGACAUCAGAAUUCGCAGUUCAGAGACAUGACAUUGUAUCAAGCUAUGGUUGCACGUCUGUCUGUGCAGGAGCUGGUGGGCUUAGUGCUUACAGAUCUCCAGGUGAAGCAGGGGACUGGAGUAAGUGAGGAUACCCAUUUUAGAUGCCUGGAAGUGGGCUGUGGCUCUGGUGCCAUCUCCCUCAGUUUGCUGAACAGCCUUCCACAGGUGAGCUCUAUUUUGCUCUUUUACUUUCCUAUUAUGUUCCGAGAUCUCUGAGCCCCUUCACUCAAACAACACCCAAAUCUUAGUUUUUUUUUCUCUCACUCUCUCUCUCUCGCUCUCUCUCUCUCUCUCUCUCUCUCUCUCUCUCUCUCUCUCUCUCUCUCUCUCUCUCUCUCUCUCUCUCUCUCUCUCUCAGCUCAGAGCAAUUGCUUUGGAUAAAAACAAGGAUGCUGUGAAUCUGACAAGAGAAAACGCACAUAGGUAAUCAUGAAAACACAGGAUAGAAAUAGUUUGAUACUUUGAUUAGCUACAUUGAUUUUGAUUUUAUGUUGUGUGAAUAUGUGCUAACAUAAUUGGCUGUAUGUUACAGUUUGGGGCUCCAGGACCGACUUGAGGUUCACCAUAUGGAU